This is a messenger RNA of Homarus americanus (American lobster), 932 nucleotides long. RefSeq names its product probable glucosamine 6-phosphate N-acetyltransferase (gene Gnpnat). Gene Ontology annotation, biological process: UDP-N-acetylglucosamine biosynthetic process. Gene Ontology annotation, molecular function: monosaccharide binding; glucosamine 6-phosphate N-acetyltransferase activity. The transcript has 6 exons. NCBI's taxonomy places the organism in Eukaryota, Metazoa, Arthropoda, Malacostraca, Decapoda, Nephropidae. The coding region runs from base 126 to 722 and encodes 198 amino acids. The record is from RefSeq and is a predicted model, not a curated record. Gene Ontology annotation, cellular component: Golgi apparatus; endoplasmic reticulum; endoplasmic reticulum-Golgi intermediate compartment.
GGCAUCUAGUGUGGUAGUGCAAGGUGUCAGAUUGUGGUAGCAGUGUGGAGGCUAGACGUCAGACCAGCUGUGUAAGGCUACCUGUACACACCUGCUACACACCUGCUGACCCUCUCUCAUUCAUCAUGGGUGCUCCGGAUGUACAACUGCCGAGUGUAGGACCCGAGGAAGGGGAGGUGACCUUGUAUGACCCCGAUAUCUUGACCAAACUGGACUGGUCAAAGGUCACCCAUAUGAAGAACGGGGUCACCUCUGCCACCCCGGGAGAAGGUCUGCUCGUGCGGCCGCUGUGUAAAGCUGAUUAUGACCGCGGGUUCCUACAGCUGCUGGGCCAACUGACGAAAAUCGGUGACAUCUCUCGAGAGAAAUUUAAUGAGCGUUUCGAAGCCAUGAGGAGCUGCCCAGGUCAUUAUUACGUUACUGUUAUAGAGGAUACACAGUUGGGACAGAUAGUUGGCUCAGCAACCUUGGCCUGUGAGCUGAAGUUUAUACGUGACUGUGCUAAGCGAGGUCGGCUAGAAGAUGUCGUGGUCAGUAAUGAACAGAGGAAACAGCGGGUAAAAAGUAUGAUACUGAUCGUCACCACCAUCACCUUACUAGCAGGAGAAGUUGGAUGCUACAAGAUGGGAUUGGAUUGUAAAGAUGAGAUGAAACUCUUCUACAGGUCCCUCGGCUACAGUAGUGAGAAGGGCAAUGAUAACACGAUGAUUAUUCGCUUCUGACAGAGACCUGGCGUUAAUAAGUCACACCUCUAGGGGGGGGGUUUGUGUGUUCCUUAAUGCUCUCUGAUUGCAAAUUAACUCAUGUGAUGCCUUCAAGAUAUGGUAGCCACUGUUCGCUUGAUAUAUAUAUAUCCGUUAACGUAAUAUUUCAGUUAACGUACAUACCGGUUAACGUGACACUUCAGUUAACGUACACUUCAGUUAACGUAC